AGCGCAUAGGUGGACGUAUUUUGAUUUUUCGGAGAUUAUGUUAAAAUUGUUUCGUAACACAGCACAGAAGGAUGUAUAGUUGAAUCAAAUUUGUCUACUUUCGUUGCUCACUAGUUAAUAGUUUCGUGUAAAGCACAAUUUUUUGGUAUUUGUUGAUAAAUCAGUGAUUAUUUGCGAAUUUUUGAAAAGUGAUCCAGUUUUAUUUAAGAUUUUUUUUCGGAUUGUUUUUGUGAUAUUUAUAUAACAUUUGAAUAUAUGUAAAUAUUGUUUGUUGACUAUUGAAAAUAAGACUGAAAUCCAUAUUUAACUUCAUACAUAUGUAAAUCCUGCAAUGCACGCGGGCCGUGCUGGCAGUAUCUUUAUGAAGGAUUACCUCGGAUAUUUGAACAUACUGUUGGUAUGCUGUGCAUACCUUACAGUACAAACUGUAAACGGACAAUGCAAUUGUGCUACUGACUGCGCCUCAAGCUGUAGUGCCGGACAAUACUAUGAUUCUGGAUCAUGUGUGACCUGCCCGCAAGGAAAAUAUUGUACUGGGGGAGCGAACCCUGCCCAGGACUGCUCGGCUGGAACAUUCAAUGGUAAUACUGGGUCAACAUCUUCCUCGGCUUGCCAGAACUGUGCUGCUGGAUAUACAAGUAUUGCUGGGGCAUCAAGUUGUACCCAAUGUCCUCAAGGUACCUCUUGUGCUAACCCAGGCACAGCCACGCCAACAAACUGCCUAUCUGGGACUUACUCUGGUGUUGGAGCCACUUCCUGUACAACCUGCCCACUGGGUUCCUUCUGUGCAGGAAACCAGGCCACUUCCCCUGUAGCGUGCACAUCUGGAUACUAUACACCGAGCACUGGUGCAUCAUCAUGUACCACUCAGUGCCCUGCUGGCUCCCAGUGCCCGAGUGGAACGUCCCCUGUACAAUGCUUGGCGGGAUCAUACAGUCAACUAGGAGAAGAAAAUUGUACCCCCUGCCCUGCCGGAAAGUACAGUGCAUCUAAUGGUGCCAGUUCAUGCACAACCUGCGAUGAAGGUCACGAAUGCCCGACUCCUGGCAUGUCUUCACCAACAGCUUGCUCUGCUGGCUAUAUUGCCGCUGCGGGGUCUUCCAGUUGCACCCUGUGUGCUAAUGAUAAAAGACCUGACUCUGAUAGCAAGUCUUGUGAAGAUUGCCCAGCUGGACAUGCCUGCACAAACUCAGCAAAUUCACCAACACCAUGUACUUCUGGUUACUAUGCACUGACCGGUGAUGCCACCUGCACCCAAUGUCCAGUUAACAAUAAAUGUCCAACUACGACAGCUUCUCCUGUGGCUUGUGCAGCAGAUGAAUAUGCACCAGCUGGUUCCACUGUUUGUACUCAAUGUCCAGCAGGCUUCACAUGCUCUGGGGGAACCAGCACUCAAUGUAGUGCAGGAGAAUACAGUCCGGCUGGAGGAGGCACAUGCCUGGCAUGUACGGCUGGGAAUUACUGUCCAGCGGGAGCGACGUCAGAGACCCCAUGUGCUACAGGAACUUACAGUGCAGCAAAUGCAGGCUCAUGUACAAUAUGUCCAGCUGGCUCAUAUUGCCCGGACACUCAGACAGUGACCGCCUGUGCAAGUGGGCAGUACAGCGAACAAGGGGCGCAAUCCUGCACCGACUGUCCUGCAGGAUCCCAAUGUAUGACACUUGACUCGACCCCUACUGCAUGUCCAUCAGGAACGUAUAAUCUGGCCACAUCUGCGACUGGGACAGCGUGUAUUGAAUGCCCUGGAGGUUAUUACUGUGCAGUGACAACAACAUCUCCAGUGCCUUGCGAUGCUGGUUACAUAAGUGGUAAUGGAUCAACUGAAUGCAUCAUUUGUCCGGCUGGAUUUGCUUGUCCUGAUAUAGGCGACCCAGGUCAAAAUUUUGAAUGUGCUGAUGGUACAUACUCCAUAGAAGGGGAGACAACCUGUUCUUCAUGUAAUCCUGGAUUUUACUGCCCAACAAAUAUUGAUGGUACCCCAAUAGCAUGUCCACCAGGGUUUUAUUCAAGCAAUAAUCAGACACAGUGCACACGAUGUGAUGCCGGGUUCAAGUGCCCAAAUACUGACGGAAGUGGAAUCGUUGCUUGUGUCGCAGGCAGUUAUUCUGAAGCAGGUGCUACAGGCUGUAUCGAUUGUCCAAAAGGUUACGCAUGCCCGCUUACAGACACAUCACAGAUUGACGAAUGUCCUGUCGGAACAUACUCUGUCGGCAAGCAGACGGAAUGUACUCCAUGCCCAGCUGGAAAGCGUUGUCCCACCACUAAAGCAUCGACAGAAAUAGAUUGUGUAGCCGGUACUUACUCUAUCGGGAAUCAGUCUACGUGCAUUGAGUGCCCAGUUGGAUACGAAUGUCCGGUUACUGAUGAUAACAGCACCACUGCAUGUGAACCAGGAUAUUUCGCCCUCGGAGCACAGGCGGCAUGUACUAAGUGCCUGGAAGGAGAGUAUUGCGCCACAACAAUCGAGUCUGGUAUACCAUGUGACAAUGAUGGUGAAUACAGUGUGGCUGGUUCCACAAAUUGUACGACGUGUGAAGCCGGGUUCUAUUGUCCAAACUUUAAAGGUAAUGUGCCUUCACACAAAACACAAUGUCCGGCUGGUACCUAUUCCACUGCUGGGUCGACUGCUUGUUUACCAUGUGACGCAGGGUACCGAUGUCAGAUGCAGUCGGAUACUGCUACACCGCUGGGAGACCAGUGUGACCAGGGCGGUUGGUGUGACGGUGAAAAAUUUCAUCCUUGUCCCGAGGGGACUUAUAAUAGAUUUAAUACAUCAACGUCUGCUGCAGCAUGUGUGCUUUGUCCAACUGGGUAUUAUUGUGAAGGCCGUGGCGAGAUUGACUAUCUUCCUCACGACUGCUCCUUAUGGCCACUAUUGGCUCUCUUACCCCGACACGCGCGCCGCCCACCCCACUCACGCACUCCCCGUCUCCACAUCGCCCAGCAUAACUACGACAAAGAAAAACGACAAUAUACUAGUGGAACAUACAAUAACGGAACAAACCUUGUUCAGGAAAGUGAUUGUACAAAUUGCCCGCAAGGAUUUUAUUGUCCAGAGGGAUCGACUAAUCCAAUAGAGUGUCCACCAGGCUUCUUCUGUGCUCUUGUCGGGAUGUCAUCUGGGGCUCAAACCCCAUGUCCUGCUGGUACCUACAGUAAUGGAACUGGGCUGACAGCUGAUGCACAGUGUAUAGACUGUCCAGUGGGCAGCUAUUGUCCUGGUGGUCAAGAGAAUGACCCAACAACGGAGCCCGUUCCAUGUCCGGCUGGAACCUAUAACCCAUCAAUAAAAGCAGUAGAUAUUGUGAACUGUCAUCAAUGUGAGAAAGGGUUUGCUUGUAACCAAACUGGAAUGGAUGAUUCUACAAUACUGCCAUGUAAAACUGGAUAUUAUUGCCCUUUUGGAACCAUCGAGUUUGACCAGUUCCCAUGCUUACCUGGCAGCUAUGGUGACACAAAUAAUUUGACGUCUGCCGAUGAAUGUAAAACAUGUCCUGCAGGAUGGAUCUGCGGCUGGGCUACCACUGAUUUCGGUGACCAUUCCCCUCCAGACCCAUGUGCUCAGGGUCAUUACUGUCCAGAGAUGACCACUGCUCCUGACCAGUAUCCUUGUCCCGCCGGAACAUUUACAAAUGCCAGUAACUUGUUCGAGGAAUCACAAUGUACCCCAUGUACUGCAGGCUAUUAUUGUACAGGUGGCAAUAAAGAAGAGUCUGGUAUUUGCCCUCGAGGCUACUACUGCCCUCUAGGGACAACAAUCGGCACAGAGUUUGGAUGUCCUAAUGGUACUUACAAUGAUGAAGAGGGACUCACUACCGUAGAUGAUUGCAAAAACUGUACUCAAGGACAUUAUUGUGAGUUUGCAGUAAGUUCGACAACACCCUGUGCACAAAGAACAUAUAUGCCUUAUGGUGUAGACCCAUUGGGAAGUCUUACAGCACUCCCAGUUGGUGUACCAGCUAAACGCCAAUUUGAAUGUCUGACAUGUCCUGGUGGCUCCACGUGUUUAAAUGGAACAAUAGAUCCGGUGCAAUGCACCACCGGUUUCUACUCACCAGAUGGAGCUAUUGAAUGUACUGUUUGUGAAAUCGGACAUUAUUGUGAUAACUUGACGACUUCAGAAGAUGACAUGAGAAACAACAUGAAAUGUCCCGCAGGUCGAUACUGUGUGGCGGGACUUUCUGCGGAGCCGGAUGCCGUUGAUUGUGCCACAGGGCAUUACUGCCCAGAAGCUACUGUGGAGAUGAUAAAUUGUCCAGUCGGUACAAUGAGGACAACCGUUGGUGCUGGUGCUGUGACUGACUGCGAGCCAUGUACAGCAGGUUACUAUUGUCUGGAAGAGUCUUCAGGUACAACCGGAGCGUGUAUUGAGGGAUAUUACUGUCCAACCAAUCUGACAAAUCCAUAUGGAGUAAAUCCACCAUACAUCGGGUCGUAUGGUAAUGACAUGUACAAGUGUCCGGAAGGUACGUACACCAACGUCACGGCCACUCCGGAUCUGGCGAGCUGUCUGGAGUGUCCCGCAGGUUACUUUUGUGGCCUAGCAACCAAUCAACCGGAAGACUGUACUAGAGGUUACUAUUGCCCAGCAGGUUCAGAAAAACCGACACCGUGUCCAAUUGGAACAUACGGAAACGAUACAAAUUUGGUGGCAUUGGACAAAUGUACUGACUGUGACCGCGGCUAUUAUUGUGACGCCCCAGGUUUGACCCUACCGCGUGACCAGUGCGACCCUGGAUAUCUGUGUUACAGUAAAGCUACGACAUCGACUCCCACUGAGGUGGCCACACAAGGGGGAGAACUCUGCUCUAGGGGAGGCUACUGUGUUAGAGGAUCAUACGAGGCCGCACCUUGUCCCCUCGGUACCUAUAGCAACAUCACAGGAGCAAUAGAUACGUCAGAGUGUACGACCUGCGACCCGGGAUAUUACUGCAGCAGUGUCGCAGGUGGCGAGCCCACUGGACCGUGCGCUGCUGGUUUCUAUUGCGAACAGGGGUCGUCUAGUGCAUACCAGUUCUCAGCUCGACCAGGUCACUUUACAAAUGAAGGUGCAAGAGCAGAAGAAGAAUGCCCGAUUGCGACAUACGCACCAUUCUACAAUUCCAGCUCAUGUAGCAUAUGUCCGGCUGGUUUCUAUUGUCCAGAUAAGGCCAUGAACUAUACCAUAAUUUGUCCGGUUGGAACAUACUGUCCGGAAGGGAGCUACCAGUAUUAUACAUGUCCUCCGGGAACAUUUUUGAAUGAGACUGGAAAGUCAAGCUUGAGUGACUGCGUAGACUGCCCGACAGGUUACUACUGUCAAGACAGAGGACUAUCUGAGGUAACGGGGCCCUGUAAAGCUGGUCAUAUUUGCUACUUGAAUGGUCUCGAUGACGACCCUGUGUAUAACGAUGAUAAUUCUACCGGACUUACUAUUGUAACAUAUGGUGACAGGUGCCAUCCUGGCUUUUAUUGCCCGCAAGGGACGACAUACAUGGUCCCGUGUCCUGAAGGAACUUAUCGUGAGCAUUAUAGCGGCGCUUCCGUUGGCGAUUGUACAAUUUGCGACCCUGGCAAAUAUUGUGAUGGUACAAACAAUACAGGGGUUACAGGUGACUGUGACCCAGGAUAUUACUGUAACAAUGGUUCACACAUUGCAUCACCAGUCGACGGCAUUAUUGGAAACAUUUGUCCACAGCAUAAAUACUGCCCGCAGGGUGCUGAUGUUCCGAAAUCAUGUCAAAUUGGUUACAUGGCUAAUCGGACAGGAAUGGAUGCAUGUGAAUUGUGUAUAGCAGGAUACAUCUGCUAUCCGGAUCAAGCACCGGUAUUAUGUCCGCAAGGAAAGUACUGUGUGGCUAGUACUGUACUUAUUCCAAUAACAGCAGGUACUGACUGUCCAAAAGGAACUUAUGGUGCAGCAGAGGGACUUGAAUCUUUGGAUAAUUGUACUGCUUGUGAUGCAGGUUUCUAUUGUGAAACUGCUGGCUUAACAAAUGUAACAGGCCCCAUAACGGCUGGUUACUGGGCACUGACUGGGGCAGAAGUUGCAACACCGGUUGUUGAUGACAAUCCUGAUUAUGGACUUUGUCCGAGGGGCCACUACUGUCCAGAACAGUCCACCUAUCCCACACCAUGUCCGGCAGGCACAUAUGGACCGUCAGAAUUUGUUACGUCAUUAGCUGGUUGUGUAGACUGUGACCCAGGUUACUAUUGUCCAACAUCGAACAUGUCAACGACUGGUUCCCAGUGUACAGCAGGAUAUUACUGUACAAGCAAGUCCUCGGAAGCGGCACCAGUCAAUGCUAGUUUCGGAGAUAUUUGUCCAACAGGUCAUUACUGCCCAAUUGGUGCCUCAGAAGCCAGUCCUUGCACCGCGGGAACAUAUGCCGACACAACUGGCAAAUCUUCCUGCGAUCAGUGUCCGCAAGGUUUUUACUGUCCAUUGAACACAACAGAUCCAAUCAGUUGCCCAAUGGGAUAUUACUGCAUAGCAGGCCAGGCUUCAGAGGCUGUGUACCCAUGUCCAGUAGGGAAAUUCAACAACCUGACAGAACGUUACCAAGCCAGUGAUUGCGUGGAUUGUCCACCUGGAUAUUAUUGUGACUCCCAAGGACUGGGGACGCCAACAGGUCAAUGUGACCCAGGCUGGUACUGCACAGGGGCAUCUGUUUCAGCACAGCCAACAGUUAAUGCACAGGGGGGUGUCUGUGUGGCAGGAACCUAUUGUCCAAUUGGAAGUGCAUAUGCCAUACCAUGUGACCCAGGACAGUUCUGUGCCAAUGACGGUCAGGAUAGCAGUAAUGGAACAUGUAGCGCUGGGUACUUUUGUUCUGGCUCCUCAAUUUCCGCAACACCAACAGGACAAAGUUAUGGUGACAUAUGCCCGGCUGGGAAAUACUGCCCGGAAGGAAGUCCAGCCGGUAUUAAUUGCCCUCCAGGGACCUUCAUGAACACAACUGGUGCAACCGCAGAGUCUGAAUGUUUCCAGUGUACGCAAGGAUAUUAUUGUGACGGGUACGGGAACACGGCAGUUGACGGGCAAUGUGACGAGGGCUAUUUCUGUCCUCCAGGCAUGAAUUCUUCAAAUCCAGCAGAAAACAUAUGUGGCCAAGGACAUUACUGCCCGAUGGGUAGUCAUGAAGAGAUCAGAUGCUUGUCAGGUUUAUACCAGGACGAGACGGGACAGUCAACAUGUAAGAUGUGCCCAGAGGGAUACUACUGUGAUAAUGCCAUUGCCCCGGUCAUCCUGUUUAAUAAUACCAUCUGUCUCCAAGGAUACUAUUGUCCCAAUGGAACACAGUACAGUACACAGUUCAGAUGUCCGGUCGGAACAUAUGGUAACAGUACAGGUCUGACUCAGAUAUCAGAAUGUACACCAUGCCCAGGCGGUUAUUACUGCGACCAAGAAGCUCAGACUACCUACACGGAACUCUGUAACGCAGGGUACUACUGUCGCCAAGGAGCUGAAACUGGCACGCCAAUGGAAGACGAUGACGCCUACCAGUGUCCAGUCGGCCAUUAUUGUCCAGUACAAACAAGCGAGCCUCAAAAAUGCCCAGCGGGAACGUAUUCCAACAAUGUGCGUCUUACUGCAGAAUCAGAAUGUACAGAUUGUCCUGCAGGGUCAUAUUGCGGGGAAUUAAACAUGACAACAACCAGUGGACUGUGUUAUGCAGGAUAUUAUUGUCCAAACGGUUCUUCAAGCCCGACAGAACUAGACUGCCCCAAAGGUCAUUAUUGUGGAAACGGGACUGGUACACCAUCACCUUGUCCAAAAGGCACAUAUUCAAACCAGACUAACUUGAUGUAUCAAACAGAAUGUGAUGAUUGCCCUGGAGGCUACUACUGCUUGGAGGAAGGUUUGACUGAGCCCAGCGGUCUUUGUGGCGAAGGGUACUAUUGUCCUGUGGGAACUAUAUACCAGCAACCAAACACCACCUUCUGUCCUGUAGGACAUUACUGUCCUAACGGAUCAUCCCAGGCCUUACCAUGUACCAAUUAUACAGAGGUCAACCAUACACAUGCUGUUGAAUGUAACCAGUGUCCGGCCGGAUUUUAUUGCGACUCCGCCAUUGGUGAGAAGACGGUCUGUCCGGCUGGAUAUUAUUGUCCGGCUGGAACCGGUCUUGACUGGCAGGCGUGUCCUAGAGGUACAUACAGUAACACAACCGGAUUACAUAUGCAGAGUCAGUGUACACCUUGCGAAGCUGGAAAGUAUUGCGAAACAGAGCACCUUACUGAACCCACAGGUGAUUGUGCGGCCGGUUAUUACUGUACGUCCGGAGUCGACAUGCAACGUCCAAAUGGUACAAACUCUGGAACUGGAGAUAUAUGCCCUCUAGCGCACUACUGCCCAGCAGCCAGCCCUAUGUACUUACCAUGUGAGAACGGCACCUAUGCCAACAGUCUUGGUCAAACCACCUGCGAUACUUGUGUACAAGGUCAUUACUGCCCAGAUCAGACAGAUGAUUAUACGAGUUUCCCAUGCCCUCAGGGACACUAUUGUCCAGACGGUACCCGGGAACAGUUUGAGAACCCAUGUCCUAAAGGAACAUUCAAUAACGCUACGUAUGGAACCAGCUUGGCUAACUGUUAUACAUGUACAUCGGGAAUGUAUUGUCAGACUGAUGGCUUGUCAGAUCCUACCGGCCUGUGCUCGGCCGGUUACUACUGCGAUGGUGGAUCCGAGACUCCGACCCCAACCGGAGCUGGUGGCGGAUAUUGUACAUCCGGUUACUACUGUCCCGAAGGUUCAACUGAAAUGACACCAUGUACGCCAGGGCAUUUCUGCGCAUCUGAUUAUUUGAACGAAACUUCUGGUCCGUGCCAAGAUGGUUAUUACUGUAUUUCCGCGGCAACGAUUGCUAACCCUACUGAUGGCACAACAGGUGAUACAUGUCCAAUGGGAAGUUACUGUCCAGCGGGAAGUUCAUCCCCGACACCCUGUACGUCUGGAACAUACUUAGAUAGCACCGGAAAUUACAAUGAGACGGACUGCAUCAGCUGCACUGCUGGUCAGUACUGUGCGGGAAGUGGGAACAUUGUACCGGAUGGUAACUGUUCGGAAGGGUACUAUUGCCCUGGUGGUAAGGACACACCAACACCUGUAGGAUAUGAAUGCACACAAGGACAUUUUUGCAAGUCCGGUUAUUUUGCACCAGAGCGAUGUCCAUCUGGCAAUUACCAGGACGAUACCGGUCAGUCUGACUGCAAAGGAUGCCCUGCCGGAUAUUUCUGUGAUAACACAUUUGGUCCGGUUGUUUUGUACAAUAAUUCAGCAUGUCCGGUAGGAUACUACUGUCCAGAAAAUACGACCAAUGCUUACCAAUAUCCAUGCCCAACUGGAACUUUUAGUAAUGUGACUAAUCGGGUUGAUUCCUCAGAAUGCCAGGCAUGCUCUGGUGGAAUGUACUGUAGCCAGACUGGUUUAUCAGAACCGGAAGGCUUGUGUGAUGCUGGAUAUUUCUGUACAUCCGGUUCAAACAGUAAAACACCUUCAAUGGGAUCAAAUGCUGAUACUUGUACCAUCGGUAACUAUUGUCCAAACGGAACAACAACGCCCCAGCAGUGUCCUCCAGGUUCUUACAAUCCUUCGACCGGAAGACAGACAGAAUCUCAAUGUUUAAAUUGCACCGGAGGUUACUAUUGUGGCACCUAUGGCAUGACCUCAGUUCCAAAUGGAAACCGGUGCACUGCAGGUUACUACUGUCCUGGAGGUGCUGAUAACCCCACGUACAUUGUCUGCCCCGAGGGAAACUAUUGUCCAACCGGAACAGAAGAUCCGGAAAAAUGUCCUUCCGGAACUUUCUCAAAUGCCACUGGUCUAACAUCGGAUGCUGGAUGUGAAGAUUGUAUAGGAGGAUAUUACUGUCCAAGUGAUGGCCAAACAGAGGCAUCAGAUCUUUGCUGGGGCGGAUAUUAUUGUCCGGCUGCACAAAAGGCUCCAAAUCCUUCCGUUUAUACCUGUCCUAAAGGAAUGCAGUGUCCAAAUGGAAGCUCAGAUUAUCAGGCUUGUCCUGCUGGAACAUAUACAAGUGCAACCGGGAUGUCAUCAUGUGACACAUGUCCAGCCGGAUUUUACUGCCUUCCAGUUAUACCUGCCAAUGCCUCACUCAAUGCCCAGAGCUGUCCACAAGGUUAUUACUGUCCAGCAGGCACGGGCAUCGACUGGCAAGCAUGUCCGGCUGGUACGUACGGUGCUUCAACCGGACUGCAGAAUGAGACCGAAUGUACACAGUGUGAUAGCGGAAAAUAUUGCACCGGAACAGCCCUCUCAACACCCUCCGGAGACUGCACAGCUGGUCAUUUUUGUACAAGUGGGGUAGAUACUGCCACCCCAGACGGCACCACUAAUACCGGAACAGGGGGAAUAUGUGCUAUCGGACACUACUGCCCAACCGGUUCACCCGCUUCUGUUCCAUGUGUAGCCGGAACAUUCACGAACCAGACCCAACAAGCUACCUGUGAAACUUGUCCCGCAGGAUACUACUGUAUCGCGGCAUCUGAAGAGUAUCUUAGUUUCCCAUGUCCUGCAGGUCACUAUUGCCCGGCUGGUACCAAGUUUUCGACAGAACACAAGUGUGAUGAGGGCACCUAUAACUCAUUGACAGGAUCCCAGUCUGUUACAGACUGUACUUCCUGUCCUGGUGGCCAGUAUUGUCAAGGAGAAGGUAACUCUGCACCAACUGGUUAUUGCUAUGCGGGCUGGUAUUGCUCCGGUGGAUCGAAGAGUCCGAACACUACGACACAUGGCGGGAAGUGUUCUGCCGGAUAUUAUUGUCCAGCUAACUCAUCUGAUCCAAUCAAAUGUGAUCCUGGGAAAUAUUGCCAGACUGAAGGGCUCUCAGCGCCCACAGGUGACUGCCUGGCUGGUUACUUCUGUACUCUCCAAGCCAGCACACAGACCCCAACCGACGGUACCACCGGAGAUAUCUGUCCAGCUGGAUUUUACUGUGAGACUGGGGUAUCAACGCCAACCCCAUGCAGUCCAGGGACAUACAGUGCAGGAGAAGGGAACACGUUACCCAGUGAUUGUCUGAACUGCACAGCGGGAGAAUUCUGUGGCAGUUACAAUUUAACCGCAACUGAUGGAGACUGUGAUGCUGGUUACUAUUGCCCGAUAGGGGAGAUAACUGCUAACAGGCUGCUGUGUUGGAAGGGUUAUUAUUGCCCGCAAGGAAUUGACGAACCAAUUAUUUGUCCCAACGGAGAAUAUCAGGCUUUAACUGGUCAAGCCACGUGUGACACGUGCCCAGGGGGAUACUACUGUGAUAACAGCAAUGGAAUCGUAGAGAUAAACUCCACCAUACUCUGUCCUACUGGUUACUUCUGCCCACCAGGCACUCCAAGAGGUGAUCUUUAUCCUUGUGACAUUGGAACAUUCAACAAUAAUACCGGUUUGAAUGCAAGUACCGAGUGUACGCCUUGCAUUGCGGGCUCAUACUGUGAAACUGCUGGACUUACGUUACCCACGGGACUCUGCGAUGCCGGCUAUUAUUGCAAGGUUGGCGCCACCACAGCUAGUCCUUCACAAGGGACUGAUGCUAACAAGUGCCCUCAAGGAUCUUACUGUGUGAGUGGAACUGAAGAUCCGGUGCCAUGCCCUGCAGGUACAUACGGUGCCGCUACCAAAUUGAAGGCCGAGUCUGAAUGUACGCAGUGUACUGCCGGAUAUUACUGUACGACCCCCGGCCUCCUGACAGUUGAAGGUCAGUGCGAGGAGGGCUAUUACUGCGAGACUGGUUCAAACUCGUCACAAGAAUACAUAUGCACAGCUGGUCACUAUUGUGAAAUAGGCACUGACGUACCUGAUAGGUGUCCAGUGGGAACCUUUAGUCCUUACACAGGUCUUGUCAACUCCACUCAGUGCACGGCAUGUACUACAGGACAAUACUGCGGGUCAGAAGGUCUUAAUGCCACAACCGGGCCUUGCUCAGCUGGCUAUUACUGUCCUGAAGGUCAAAGUUCAGCAACGCCAGGAACUUACGAGUGUACAUUGUACCAUUACUGCCCUGAAGGGACUCCAGCACCGAUCCCCUGUGCAAAUGGAACAUACAUGAAUCAUACACAAGGAUCUGUAUGUUACACGUGCCCAGCUGGAUGGUAUUGUGUUAAUGGCGAUGUCGUUGGAGAAUGCCCAAUGGGAUACUACUGUCCGGAGCAAACGGAUUUCAACUGGCAACAAUGUCCACCUGGAACAUACAACAAUGAUACGGCCCUUCAAGCAGAAAGUGACUGUAAGUCUUGUCCCGGAGGAAAAUACUGCGCUUCCUAUGCGGCGAUAGAACCAACUGGAGACUGUGACGCAGGAUAUUAUUGCGAGUUCGGAUUGGAUCGUGCCAAUCCGAUUGAUUGUGACAACAACACUGACGCAAAUGGUUUAUGCCUUACUCCAGGUGCUCAAACUGGCAAAGGAAGCAUAUGUCCCCUGGGUUACUACUGCCCGGCGGGCUCUCCAGCCCCAGAACCUUGCCCGCUUGGUCACUAUAGCAACGUAACUGGAAUGGAGACUUGUACACCUUGUCCAGCUGGAUAUUAUUGUGAUUUAGCUACACCAGAUUUUAACUCCUACCCAUGUCCUGCUGGCUAUUACUGUCCGGCAGGCACAUACUAUGCAACCACCAAUCCAUGCCCAGCAGGUACAUACUACAAUCACACCCUUGCUACAGAAGAGGCUGACUGUAUUUUCUGUCCCCCGGGCUCAUACUGUGACUCCCCAGGGCAAGAUUACCCUACAGGAGUAUGCGAUGCUGGUUAUUACUGCACUAAUGCUUCAACAACGGCCACGCCAACUUUGGGAGCUAUGGGCGGACCAUGUGACCCCGGUUACUACUGCCCAAGUGGAUCAGGUGCUGCUGUACAGUGCGACCCAGGAACCUUUUGCCAAACAUCAAUGUUAGCUUUACCUACAGGAAAUUGCACAGCAGGAUAUUACUGUGUUCUACAAGCGUCGUCUGCUUCCCCGACUGAUGGAACUACAGGUGACAUAUGUCCGAAGGGUCACUACUGUCCGCAGGGAAGUUCAAGCACAACACCGUGUGAAACCGGAUAUUUCCUCAAUGUGACGGGCUCCGAUGACAUCACAGAUUGUGUAAUAUGUACUGGAGGAAUGUUCUGCCCGGGAACCGGAAAUGAGAAUCCAGCUGGGUCAUGUGACCCCGGCUAUUAUUGUCCAGUCGGCCAGAAUGUGUCCUCACCUGCUGAUUACAAUUGCCCUGUAGGCCAUUACUGUCCUGGAGGUACAGAUGCUGCCCUUAAAUGUCUGGAUGGAGAAUAUCAGACACAGGAGACGCAGACGACAUGUGACAUUUGUCCGGCCGGUUACUACUGUGACAACACCGUAGACAUAGCAGUUGUCAACGCGUCAACUCUCUGCCCAGGAGGUCACUAUUGUCCGCAGGGAACUAGAUUUGACAAUGAAUUCCCAUGCCCUGAGGGAACAUUUAAUAACAAUACAGGCUUUGAUCAGGAGAGUGACUGUGUUCUCUGUCUCGGAGGUUACGCAUGUCCGGUCACCGGAAUGACUCAGAUGGAUAACACAUACCUGUGUGAAGCAGGAUAUUUCUGUAAACAGGGAGCUAACUCCACCACGCCUAAUCAAGGAACUGAUGCCAACAUUUGUCCCGAAGGAUUUUACUGUCCACAGGGCACAACAGAUCCAGUACAUUGCCCUAAGGGUACAUACAGUAAUCAGACUGGUCUUGAUGCUGAGGCUCAGUGCCAGGACUGUCCAGCUGGGCAAUAUUGUGAUAGUGUUUCCAUGACAACCACAGCUGGACUUUGUACCGCUGGGUAUUAUUGUGAGAUAGGAUCAAAUCAAACCACAGAAUACAUUUGCCCGGCCGGUAGUUACUGUCCAGAGGGUUCUCCACAUGCCCUCCCAUGUCCUGCAGGUACAUACAGUAACACCCAGGGAAUGACUAACUCCUCCUCUUGUACACUUUGUGACCCUGGAAAAUACUGCAAUGAUACAGGUUUGACAAGCCCCGUUGCAGACUGUGACGCAGGUUUUUACUGCCCAGAAGGAUCCUCUGUUCCUAAUCCAAAUGACACAGUCUGUCCUAUCGGAUUACAUUGUCCAGUCGGUACCGGAACACCUGUUCCUUGUGAAUCCGGUACAUACACCAACCUUACGCAGCAAGAUGCCUGCAUUACCUGUCCAGAAGGAUUUUACUGUGUACCGUCAGAAGUUAUUGUUGGCAACCCUCAAUCAGGAUAUGCACUAUGUCCGGCCGGUUUCUAUUGUCCAGCUGGCACUGGAAUGAACUGGACCGCUUGUCCAUUAGGAACGUUCUCCAGUGUUGAAGGUCUAAAGAUGGACUCUGAAUGUCAGCAGUGUACCGGUGGUAAAUAUUGUGACCGGACCAACCUAACGUCACCCGCCGGAGAUUGUGAUGCUGGCUUUUUCUGUACUUCCGGUGUUGAGACUCCACAACCAGAUGGGUCAACUAAUUUAGGAACUGGUGGAAUUUGUCCUCCAGGAUCAAAGUGCCCUACCGGAACAGACAUUCCGGAUGAUUGCCUAGCCGGAACAUACCAGGAUUUAGUGAACCAAGCAGACUGUACGACAUGCCCGGCCGGCUAUUACUGUCUUGCGGCCAGUACCAAUUAUACAGACACACCCUGCCCAACUGGACACUACUGCCCCAACGGUACUCAAAGUGACACCCAAUUUCAAUGUCCACAGGGAACAUUUAACAAUCUUACAGGUCAACAGAGCAUCGAUGCAUGUAUGGAUUGUACUCCGGGCUCCUAUUGUGGCACUCAAGGACUCUCCGAACCUACUGGUAUCUGUGACCCGGGCUGGUAUUGUGAACUAGCUUCGUUCCUGGCUCAGCCAACUAGUCCAGAAGGUGGAAAAUGUGUGGCUGGUACAUACUGCCCAGCAGGAAGCUCCGCACCAACCGGAUGUGACCCAGGCUCGUACUGUGGUUCAGAUAUGCUGGAUGCGGUGACAGGAAAUUGUAGCGCUGGAUAUUACUGUAGCGGGAAUUCUACCACACCUACUCCCUCAGGAACGGGAGGUGACGGAUGCCCAGUUGGUCACUUUUGUAUCUCCGGAAGUUCAGCUCCGACACCAUGUGACCCGGGCACGUUCCUUCCGAGCACAAAAGCACAGGACCAGUCUUAUUGUAUCAGCUGUACAGCAGGAAAAUACUGUAGCCAGUCUGGACUAAGCGCUGUCGAAGGAGAUUGUACGGCAGGUUACUAUUGCCCAGCUGGACAAAUCACCAGUACACCAUCAAGCUACGAAUGUCCUGCAGGACACAAAUGUCCGGCAGCAGUGUCCACAUACACAAUUUGUCCAUCAGGGACGUACCAGGACGAGACCCGUCAAUCUACGUGUAAAACGUGCAUGCAGGGUUAUUAUUGUGACAAUUCUGGAGGAGCAAUCACUAACUACACAACCACUGUCUGCCCCACUGGUCAUUAUUGUCCAAAUGGAACACAGACAGCAUAUGCCAACCCAUGUCCAGCCGGAACAUUCAGCCAAAACACUGGACUAAUUGAUGCUAGUGAAUGUGAUCCAUGCACAGGCGGGUACUACUGUGUCCAAGGUACAACCACACCAACAUUGUUGUGCAGUGCUGGAUAUUAUUGCCGGAACAGUUCACAGACUGCUGCGCCAACACAGGGACCGGAAGCCAAUGAAUGUCCGGUUGGUCACUACUGUCCGGAACAAACAACGGAGCCAAUCAAAUGUCCCAUUGGAACUUUCUCAAAUGCCGUGAGAUUGAUGAACGAGACGGAUUGUACGCAAUGUACACAGGGAUCCUACUGUGAUGCUCAAGGACUUACAGCCCCAACCGGACUCUGUGCACCAGGAUUUUAUUGUGAAACCGGAUCAGAUAAUGACUCACCUGUUGAAUGCCCUGCAGGAAAAUACUGCCCUGAAGGGACGCAUACUCCAACCAGAUGUCCAACGGGAACAUUCUCCAAUGCAACACGUCUUGAUCAUGCCGACAAUUGCACCGCCUGUACUGCCGGAUUCUACUGCACGACAACGGGUCUGACUGAACCACAGGGCAACUGCACGCAAGGAUACUACUGUGUUACAGGAUCAGUAGUAGCUAAUCCAACCAGAUGUCCAAAAGCUUUCCACUGUCCUGAAGGUAGUUCAGCACCUCAGGAGUGCCCAGAGGGUAGCUACACUACACAGACUACACAGUAUGAAUGUGUACCGUGUCCACAAGGAUAUUACUGUGUAUAUGACAAUGCUGUACAAGGAGACGUAGAUUCAGUGAAGUUUGACUGUCCCAGAGGUUACUAUUGCCCUCAAGGUACCGGACAUGAUUGGCAGCCUUGCCCCGCCGGAACAUUUGGCACGCAAAAGAAUUAUUACCAGGAGUCACAAUGUACUGACUGCAGCGCUGGAAAGUAUUGUGACACUGAAGGAGCAACAGCCGUUACCGGACCUUGCAGUGCCGGUUACUGGUGUCAAUCCGGUGUUGACCGACCCAAUCCGGACAAUGAUGCUGCGAAUACCACAAACGCUACAUGUGGUCUAGGUGGACAUACAGGUGUUGGAAGUAUUUGUCCAAUCGGAUCAUACUGUCCAGAGGGCAUAGAUCUGCCAAUCAAUUGUGGUGCCGGAACAUAUCAAGAUGAAGAGGGUAGCAGCUACUGUAAAGGUUGCCCUGAAGGCUUCUUCUGCCCAGCAAAUACCUCCGAUUACACAAUUAACCCAUGUCCAAGCGGUCAUUAUUGUCCAGAGAAUACAACGUCGGCCAACGAGUAUCCUUGUUCUAUUGGAACAUUUAACCCCAACACCCAGCAGACAAACUCUAGCUCAUGUGCCCUGUGUACUGGUGGACAGUACUGUAGCGGUACUGGAUUGUCUGCCCCUACUGGCAACUGCAGUGGUGGUUGGUACUGUAUAGAAGGUGCUGUCCAACCCAAACCAACAGUAAAUGCCCAGGGAGGUAAAUGUAAACAAAGGUAUUAUUGUCCCGAGGGUAGUGACGGCCCAACCAUCUGUGGAGAAGGUGUAUACUGCCAGACAGAGAGAUUGGACUCUCCCAGUGGGCUCUGUGAUGCAGGAUACUGGUGUAAUAAUGGCAGUAACUGGAACCAGCCUUAUGAUGGAACCACUGGCGGCUCAUGUCCUUACGGUCAUUACUGUCCACAGGGUAGCGCAGGAGGCGUCCCCUGCCCCAUGGGAUAUUUCCUAAAUGCUGAAAGAAGUACUUCAUUGUCCAGCUGUACUUUAUGCUCGCCAGGCAAAUACUGUGAGACUGAAGGAUUACAAUUGCCGACUGGAGAUUGCGAUCCUGGGUAUUACUGCCCAGGCGGUCAGUCAACAUCAACUCCUGCCAACUACAGCUGUCCCGAGGGGUCUUUCUGUGCAGGUGGUCUUUCUGCCCCAGUGGAUUGUCCGAGUGGACAGUACCAGGAUCUACCAAUCGAGUCAAGUUGUAAGACAUGUCCAGAAGGCUAUUACUGUGACUCAGGAAUAGCGGGUGGGGUAUCAAACUAUACCCAAUAUAUCUGCCCAGAGGGAAGUUACUGUCCCGCAGGAACAACCCAUGCUGAUCAACACUUAUGUCCACUAGGAACAUUUAACAAUGCUACAGGAUUAACACAUUCGGACAAUUGUACUGACUGUGUUGGCGGAAUGGCAUGUGACGAGACCGGUCUUACCUAUCCAAAACGAGAAUGCUCAGCUGGUUAUUUCUGUAUCUCUGGAGCGCAGUCCAUGACUCCUGUCCAAGGAGUGAAUGCUGACGUCUGCCCAACUGGCUCCUAUUGCCCCCAGGGUACUGCUGACCCAGUUCCGUGCCCAGAAGGGUCGUAUAAUCCUUCUACAGGGCUGCAGAUGGAGAGUCAAUGUUUGAAUUGUACAGGAGGAAGUUAUUGUAAUGAGACAGGCCUUAGUGCAGUAGUUGGACCAUGUUUCGCUGGUUUCUAUUGCCCCACUGGAAGCUUGACUGCUACAGAGGAGCAAUGCACUGUGGGUAACUACUGCCCCGUGGGUACUGAAUAUCCUGUGCCGUGCCCGAAUGGUACGUUCUCUGACAAUGUGGGAAAUGCGGCACAGUCUGACUGCUCUUCAUGCAACCCUCGAUAUUACUGUAACGGAGAAGGAUUGACUAACGUCACUGGUUUAUGCAAGGAAGGAUAUUAUUGUCCGAGUGGAAGCAGUGUAGAAACGGAGAUUAUCUGCCCAAUAGGGAAGUAUUGUCCUACCGGAAGUGCCGACCCAGCAGACUGUCCGGCCGGGACGUAUACAGCAGCAGAUGGACAAUUUAGUUGCGCGAGCUGUCCCGCAGGUUAUUAUUGCGUAGCGGCUAAUGUAGUUGCUGGCGAUCUAAGCUCAGUGAUAACGGCCUGUCCUGCCGGGUACUAUUGUCCUAACGGCACUGGGUAUGAUUGGCAACCAUGUCCCGCUGGAACCUACAGCGACGUUACCGGACUUACCAAAGAGAGCGAGUGUACAUCUUGUCUGGGAGGAUAUUUCUGUUCCGUUUCAAACCUGACUGGACCAUCUGGGCAUUGCGCAGCCGGCUAUUACUGUAUCUCCGGUGUAGACAAAGCCAACCCAACCAUGCUUGACAGUGGCCAGUGCCCUAAUGGAACUGUUCAUCCAAUCGUAGGUGAUGUUUGUCCUAUAGGACAUUACUGUCCUGAAGGUACAGACAAUCCGAUUGGCUGCCCAGCUGGCACUUACCAAGAUUUAACCAAUCAGGACCAUUGUAAGGCUUGCCCUGCAGGAAAGUUCUGCCCAGGCAAUACAACAGAUCCUUCAGUGAAUGACUGCCCAAGUGGUCAUUAUUGUCUUGAAAAUACAACUCAUGCUAAUGAGUACCCGUGUCCAGCUCAGACAUUCAAUAAUUUGACCAGUGGUCAGUCUUUAGACGACUGCCAGUGGUGUUUACCAGGAAUGUAUUGUUCGGGAAGUGGAAACGUCUGGCCAACAGGAGAUUGUGCCCCUGGCUACUACUGCACCAAUGGAUCUGAUACAGCUACUCCCACACUACAAGGUGGCCGUUGUAGCCCUGGAACAUACUGUCCAGCCGGUGCCAGUUACAUGUACAAUUGCACCCUGGGAAUGUACUGUAGCCAGUCUGAACUUUCAGCCCCAGAAGGGUUCUGUGACGAGGGUUAUUAUUGCCCGGGUGCUGUAACCAGUCCACAAGAAUAUGACUGCCCAGUCGGUCAUUUCUGCCCGAACGGAACCGGUCUUCCUCAACCGUGUAGGAACGGAACAUAUGCUCCCACAACAAACCUUAAAGAGGAAGGGGAAUGUACUCCAUGUGACGGAGGAUUUUAUUGUAAUGGAACUGGUCUAUCAGCAGUGAGUGGACAAUGUGAUGCAGGAUUUUACUGCCCACCUGGACAGACCCAGCCAGACCCCUAUGACUACAGGUGUACCCCAGGCUAUUUCUGUAUAGCCAACAGUCCAGAUGAAGUAAUUUGUCCCAGCGGCCAGUAUCAGGACGAGUACCAGCAAGACACGUGCAAAAACUGCCCUGCAGGUUACUUCUGCGACAAUGCCCAUGGUGCGAUCGGCAAUUUGAGUAACUAUGAGUGUCCAACCGGAUACUACUGCCCAGGAUCAGUGGUUCGUUCCAACGAGUACCCGUGCAUACCAGGGACGUAUAACAACGUUACUAUGUUGACCGACGUGUCACAGUGCCAGCCAUGUUUACCUGGUUAUUACUGCCAGAAUGCCGGACUUACGGAAUCGGAAGGAUUUUGUUACCCUGGAUACUAUUGUAAUGGAAGUACUAUCGAGCCAAAUCCAAGUUACGCAAUUUGUCCAAUCGGCAACUACUGUCCUGAAGGAAGUUAUGAGCCAACUCCUUGCCCAUCAGGUACCAUAGCAACAGGAACAGGAAAUUCCAACCUGACUGAUUGUGAGCCGUGUAAACCAGGAAAUUAUUGUACAGCUGUCAGCUCCCAAAAUGGUUUUAGUUUACCAUGUAACGCGGGCUACAUUUGUAAAACUGGAUCUGACGUCCCUAAUCCAACAGACGGAAACAUUGGUUAUAUCUGCCCAGCCGGAUAUUACUGCCUUGAAGGUGCCGUUCUUGAGACCGCCUGCCCGAGGGGUCAGUACCAGCCACAGACAGGUCAAGGUGAAUGCAAGUUCUGUGAAGCCGGAACAUCUUGUCCGGAUCUAGCAAUGAAUCAGACGUUACCGUGCCCUGCCGGUUAUUACUGUCUAAACGGAACUGUAGACAAUGGUGAACCUUGCCCAACAGGAACGUAUAAUCCAAGUGAGGCUGUAUCCGCGUCCGAUGAAUGUCUCCCAUGUGGACCAGGCGAAUAUUGCAACGUACCUGGACUGUCUGCACCAGCCGGAAACUGUAGUGCUGGUUAUUUGUGCCUCGGCAACGCAACUACGCCAACACCAGACGAUGGAGUUAAUGGACCAUGUCCAAUUGCUCAUUACUGCGAUGAAGGUACAACUGCUUCUGUUCCGUGCCCAUUGGGAACUAUGCGAAAUGAAACACAUGGGGCUGGUCGGGCAGACUGUUACCCUUGCGCGGGAGGCAAGUAUUGUAAUGCUCUGGCAUCCACCGGUCCGGCGGGCGUAUGUGACCCUGGAUAUUACUGUCCAUCAUCAGCCGAUAUUGACAAUCCGCAACCAACAUCUUAUUUAUGUCCCGCUGGAUUUUACUGUCUACAGGAAACUGCAGACCCCAUUGGAUGCGAUCCAGGAACAUACCAGCCAAAUCAAGGUGAAACGUCAUGUCUGCAGUGUACAAUAGGACAUUAUUGUCCACAAAAUACAAGCAUACCAGUUGAUUGUCCCGCGUACUCGUACUGUCCGGUUGGCUCGGCUACACCUCUGCUUUGUCCUAAUGGAACAUACACAACUGAUACAACUACAGGACUUGAAAAACCAGAAGAUUGUGCCGAUUGUGUUUCAGGUAGCUACUGUACUGGAGGUAAUAUCUCUGGCCCAUGCUCAGCAGGAUUUAUAUGUUAUGUCGGAAUGGGCGCCCCAGAUCCUGACGAUAGCUACAUGCCGAAUGGCGGACCAUGUCCAUAUGGUUACUACUGCACCGAAGGAAUCAUUACACCGGCAGUGUGUCCACCGAACUCUUUUAUCAGUAAAACUGGUGCAGUAUCUCAGGCUGAAUGUCAACCAUGUCCUGGUGGUAGUAUAUGUGUGGAAAAUUCAACGGUUGCGGAACCGUGCUGGGCGGGAUGGUAUUGUCGGGUUAAUGAGGAUCCAGAAAUGUGUCCGAACGGAACAUACAAUGAUAAGACCGGAAUGAGUGACUCAAGCGCAUGUUUGCCAUGUCCGGCUGGAUAUUUCUGUGAUAGUCUAGCUCUUGCAAAUUACACCGUCAACCCAUGUCCUCUUGGAUACUUCUGUCCUAAUGCAACAAUUGUUCCAGAAUCAUGUCCUAUAGGAACUUAUAGGGAUGUCGUUGCAGCGGAAAGUGAACUAGAUUGUUUCCCGUGUCCGGCAGGGUCAUAUUGUCCAGAUAUGAACAUGACAUAUUCUGGUAUCCCAUGCGUGGAUGGUACAUAUUGUCCAGAGGGGGCCGCUAUUAUCAGGGAAUGUAGAGCAGGCUACUAUUGUAACAACUCUGAGACUGAAAUUUCUUGUCCACCGGCUUACUAUUGCCCAGAAAACUCGACAGAGCCAACCAGUUGUCCCUCGGGCAGCUACUGCACGGGCAACUACUUUGACACAUGCAACUGUACAGAUGCAGGUGCUAUUGAGCCAACAAUGUGUCCACCCGGUUAUGGAGAGAUGAUCGGUGCCUUACAUACAACCUUCGAUGACACCUGUUCACCGUGUAUAGCCGGAACGUAUAGUAAUUCGGACGGAAGCGGUUGCACCCCCUGUCGAGCUGGAGUUGUCUGCCUUGACCGAGCCACUUCGGAUACUCCAGUGGCAAAUAAUAGUGACCUUGCAUAUAUAUUUGGACCUAAUGGAACGCGGUCAUAUCUUUGCCCAGUUGGGUACUACUGUCCAGAGAACUCGGGUCAAGCCACUCCAUGUCCGGCUGGUACAUACAACAAUCAGGAAGAAAAGAAAUCAGUGUCGGACUGUGUCGGAUGUGCCGUCGAUCAUUUCAAUCAUGUCACGGCUGCCGAAGCUUGUCUGACAUGUGGCGGGGAGGCGGAUCAACCCAAGACAGGACAGCCUACCUGUGAAUGUAAAGGAGGUGGAAAAGAUUUCCAGGAAAGUGACCGUCGUUGCGUCUGCUCUGCUGGAUAUAAAGAGAUAUACGGAUCCGAUGACUGCGAGAAAGAAGUCUUCCCAUUGUGUAAGAAAGGAAAAUGGCGUACACAAUCUGGCAGUUGUAUAACGCCUGCCCAGUUUGCAAGAGAGUGCGAAAAUAACGUCUGUGACGCUGGGGAAUAUGAAGGUUAUAUUGAGCAGAAAGGGGUGUGUUUAUGUACAGCAGAUGACCUUCGAGAAAUAUGUGACCUUGAAUGCAGGAUAGCUCAAAGGGACAUCUUAACAUUCGUUUGUGCGACUCCACCACUUGAGGCCUAUCUAGAAGUCAAAGAUGCAAAUGGAAAUAUUGUUAGUCAGUUUGUUGUGUCCAGUUUGUCCGCUAUCAUUAACUCUGUGAACGCUUUUACAUCUUCACAAUGUAACGUAUUUGAUGGCUCGUCAUCUCCAGUAUAUUUUACCGCCAUGGACGAAUCAUCUCAGGGAUUUGUUGGUGUAUAUAACCCGGACACAACGGCCAUUACAAACCUUCUAUUGGAUAACAUCAAAAAUAAUAUUACUGCAAAUGCGACGCAGGACAGUAACACAGACCAAUACACCCGCCGACGACUGCUGGCAACCGGAACGUUUAACGGAACUACUUUCAGCGGAAUAAAGAAUCCAAUAGUAUGUCUUGAAAAUGGUGCGCUCAUGUUGUGGGCAGUGAAUAACAACAAUUAUCCUAUUUAUGACAGGAAUAAUCUGUUCAACACCAAUUCUAAGUUUGACUAUGGUGGAUUUAGAGUCCUAGUUGAGGCACAAUCCCAGGUGUCAACAUCAACAACGCUGUUUUCAUACAAGUUUAACGAUCAUGGAACCUAUGUCUUCUACUCUAGUGCCAAUCAGUACAAGAAAAUGUAUAUAAGCGUGAUGCAGGUGGGAGCGAAGUGUGCAACGACUGGACCAUUCUUCCCAGUAACAACAUCCAACUUGGUUGCCAACAACAUUGGAUUUAACCAGGACAUCUUGCAGUCACCCGAUUGGCCGGUUAUUCUGGCACUUCUAGGAGCCGGUCUUAUCAUGAUCAUCCUGAUGAUAAUUGCUUUGCUGCUAUUCAAGAAAUAUGGCUGGAACAAGAACAUGUACCUGUUCCCAUUCUACCGUGAGAAAACAUCGAAAUAUGACUUUGACAACUAUGCUAGUAAAGGAUCAACCGUCUACCCAGUGCGAAAAUACCACAGGAAUAUGGGUGCCAUUCAGGAUGAUCAGAUGUUUCCACCAUUGCCUAUUGAACAAGGACCAAUGGGAGCUGUUGGCGAGAACACAGAGGAUGAUUUCUGGGAUUACAGCCGACAGGUGGACCUCGAGGGUUUCAGUUCAGGCCGAGUGUAUGACACGCUAGCUAGACAGUCUAGGAACAUCACACAAACUCUCGGAAAACAGAAGGAAGAGGUGAAACACAUGUUCCAGAAUGUUGCUGGGCAGACGGACUCAUUGAAAGGUAUGUGGACCGCCAAGAUGAACAUGAAAGGCAUUCCGCUCAUCGCCUCAGAGACCGAUCUUGAAGAAUACGAUAGUAAACUACACUUCCUGGAAGAGGAGCUGGAAAGGCGCAGGGAAGUAGGUCACAGAUUCGAGGCUAUUCUUAAACGUCAAGAAGAUCUGGCGGAAGAUGACGAGAAACACAGAGAGGCCCAUCAGGUAAGCUAUCAAGCAGCACUCCGAGAAGCCGUGCGAACACUUAAAGAUCACACGGAGAAGAUUCAACGCGGCCAGUUAGUUGACGCCUCGGGACAUUUCGACGGCGAAGCUCAUCAUGCAAUGGAAAUGAGAGUUGCUUCUCUGUCUGACAGAAUGGGUGGCGAUGUUUCAGAGGAAAGUGCUAGGCUUGGCUGCUGGGGUGUUCUCGGCGAAGGAACUGGAGCACAACUUCUUAAUGGCGGCAACCCAAUGACAAAACAGGAUCUGUUUGGUAAAUCCUCCAGCGUGGCGGAGACAGACAAGGCCACUGGUCUUCUUAAAGCUCGCACUGGUUCAAACAUGUUACUAGCAGACGGCAGCACCCAGCAGGUACCGGAACACAACUUCAUACACCCACAGACCGGUCAUGUCCUACCUAUACAAGGAAAUGUGGCUUUUGACCCGAUUAAGUCUCGCCUUGUCUUUGUGGUUGAUUCAGCUACAGGAGAAGCCCCACAUUCUGAUACACCAUACAUUCCAUUUGUACCAUACCCAACAAGAGAUGGCCGUCCAAUUAAAACUAAGCUCCGCCCAAUGCAGCAUGGCAGUGACCUUCGUUACGGAGCGCCCAUGUCAGAUCCUGAGACCAGCUUACAUGUGCCGAUACUAGCCGUUACAUUACACCCAGAAACACAGGCUGUUCUACCUGUUGGCGGAACCCAUAUCGAUAUAGUUACAGGAUUGCAAACACCCAUUGAAAUCGGCUCAUUGAUGGUUGACCCGAACUCCGGUUCACCCGUUCCAGUACUAUCAGUGACACUUGACCCGGAGUCAGGUGAAGUAGUACCAGUUGGCGGAAUCAAUCCUAACAACACACCUAUACUACCCGGAGAAACAUUUGUGGAACCACUCAGCCGUAAACACGUUCGCGUGCACGGUGGUCAUUUGACAGUGACACAUGUCGAGCCAUCUGCCGGUGGUUACCAAGCAUUAUUGAACUCAAACGUGCUGGCGUGUGAAGCAAGGGUUACUGAUGCUGUCAGGGUGUACUUGGAAGCUCUUGCUGCUUGCCGAGGCAGUGAUGUGAAUGUUCACCAGGAGGAAGCCAAUCUUGAUAAAGCCAUUAAGGAGCUCGAACACGCAAGGGAACUGAUGAAGGUACACCUCAUUCGUACACAACAGGAUAUCAAGAGAAGGCAAGAGAGAGCCAGUAUCCUAGCAACCACUGGCGGUUCUCCAGGAAUGUACGAGUUCAACAAAUCUGGACAAAUGCUGCCAAUAUUGGUUGGCACAACAAUGCCAGACAGGGCCGGUUCCGGGAUGGAGGUACCUAUUCUUGGAGCUGAGAGACACGCACAGUCAGGCAAGACAAUACCACUUGGUGGAACGAUGGAAGAUCCAGAAGGAGCUGGUCUUGUGCCUAUCAACAUCGGAAAGAAAGCAAUUGAUGCCAUAUCUGGUGAACUCAGUCCCGUUAUUGGUGUAAGACUGAAUCCUGAGAAUGAUACCGUUGUGCCUAUAACCUUGUCUUCUGGCGGUCAUCGUAAACCCACGGCCCCUGCAGGUGCUCUUGCGAUGUUGGAGGAAGAGAUUGUGACACGACGCAAUUACUGGAAGUCGCAACGCAAGAGGGAAGAAGAGCUUACAAGAGGCGAACACAAACUGGCUGUCAUGUUGCUUCAGGACGUAGACAGUGUAACAGUCAAGUCAGUUUCUAAGGCGUUGGAAGAUAUUGAUAUGGGAGCUAACCAGCUACAAGAGUCGAGCAAAGCAGAAGUGCAGAGACGUGGUGCCGCCCAUCAUGAAUACAGUAAUAGUUUGCCUCCAGAGGUCAUUGCAGUGCUGGAGGAUUGCGAUGCGAAAGAAUGUGAGAUGGAAGAAGCCCAUGUUGCAACACACGUCAAAUUUGCAGAUGCUGUUAGAAAGUUCUUCUCUAAACUUCAGCAAGAAGAGAAGAAGUUCAAGGAGAAGAUGGAUCAGAUUCAAGGUUCUGGUAAUGCUGAUGCAGAAAACACUCAAGUACAGCGCUACCGUCAAUCCAAAAACCGUCUCCUCGCAGAGCUUAAAGGCCAUAUUGUUACACAUGUAGAACAUUUAGAUCAUGCACACUCUGGGGUAGAAUAUGCGAGACAGAGGUCAGAAUUGUGUUGCCAGGAAGCAAAGGUUGUCCUUAACCAUAGUGCAUUGCUCGCCGGAGAUUACGAUUGUCAACUUAGCGGUGUUUAUGGUGACGCUACUAGUGCCGAGAAUGAAAAGGAAUCUGAAUUAGUUCCUUUGAUCAAACAAUUAAUUGCAAUGCUUGAAUCAGGAGGUCCAUUCUAUUUGUCAACAGAAUUAUUGGAGAUGAUCAAGAACGCUGCUGGCGGCGGGAAUGUUCAUAAUGUCAAUAAUUACAAUAUUGAAAAUCAAGGCGGACAAUCUAAGUUCUCAUCUGAUUCAACAACAGGAGGUUCAAGUGAUAAAGACAAGAAACGUGAAAAGGAUACUGCUGGUAAGGAUUCAAAGAAAGGAAAGGCCACUCUUGUAAAAGCAUCGAAAGAAAAGAAGGACAAGAAAGACAAUAAAACAAAAGGUGAUAAAGCAGCAACAGUUCCUGAUCCAGGUGAAGCGUGGAAGGACUUGUUAAGAAAAUUGUUUGAAAAACAAGCUUACGAAGCUGCUAAACUUGAAAAUGAUCUGAAAUCAGAUGAAAUGACUUCGAUGCAAGACACACUGGAGGAAUUUGAAAAGAAGAAACGGAAUAUGAUGUAUGAAGCCAAGGAAGAUCUUAGACAGAAACUUGAAAAGGUUCAAAGCGAGAAAGAACGAGACAGAAUCAUGUCAGAUUAUGCUAUGAACCUGCAAAAGGUGAACGAUGCUUUCGACAAACAGAAACAACUGCAGCUAGAAGGUCUGAGAAAGAAACUGUUGGAGAAUAGACGAAAUAGACGAAAGGAGUUGUACCGCAAACACUGUGCUGAGGCCGAGUCACAAGGGGUUGGUAUAGAAUCUGUACCUGAUGUUCAGAUGCCAAGCUAUGACGAGCUUAUGAGAGACUUGCUGAGAUUACAGGAAAGUCAGGAGAGAUCUUUAGCUGAAAUCCAGAUUGAAGGUGAAAGAGCUAGAGAUGAAGUCCAGGUACCCGAGAUCGACCGUGAAUUUGAGAAAAAGAUCAACGCGCUAGAUGUUGAAGAUGAAAUUAAAAAGGAGAUGAUCCGCCAAGCUCGGGAACGUAACCUUGCUCUACAAGAUCAAAUCGAGAGAAUGAAGGAUGCGUUACGUCGAAGAAAAGACAGAAAGAAACCAGCUAAAUUGAUGGAAGAAGAAAGAAAUGGCAUGUCGGCAGAAGAGCAGCAGAGAUUACUCGAAGCGAGAGAAAUUCAGAGUGAGGCUGAUCGUGAACGUGAGGAUAAAGCGUUAUUGGAGGCGAGAAAGCUCCUUGAAAAGGAACUACAACGGUUGGCACAAGAACAAGCCCUUCGUGAUGCGUUACGUAAUAAGAGCGAUGAAGAAAAAGACAAAAUACUCGCCCAAUACCAAGCAGAGAUGGACAAACUAAUGAGCCGACAGGACGAAACAAGACAAGCUCAGAAAGACAAGAUAGUCGGUAAACUGGCUGCUAGAAAACGUGUCCGAGAAGAAUUAGAGAAAGAACAAGCGGUUGCUAGGGAGCUUGAUAGAAUUACAAAGAGACAUGUUGCCCAGGGUGACAGUGAUGCAGCAGACGUCAUUAUGGACAUAAACGAGAAGGUAAAUGGUGAAGAAUUAACGCCCGAGCAGCAGAAACUUCUCGAGAAGCAGACGCAGGAAGCUGAAGCAUUAGAAGGGAGACAACUUGACGAGCAAAGAGAGAUGAAUCAACAUCUUAAUGAAGAAAUGGCCACUGAAGAAAUGGCGAUCGAGACCCAGAUUCAACAACAGAAGAGAUUGGCUGUAGCAGAGCAGAAGAAUAAAUUUGAUCGUGACAUGUUGUUGAACCGACAGAACAUGUCAGAGGACGAGUACAAGCGUCUGCUCGCAGAACAUCAACGUGAAAUGGAAGCUUUAACUGCUAAUCUUGAUCAGGAGAAGGAUAGGCAGAAGAGGUCAAUUAAAGACAGGAUUCUUGAAAGACGUAAGAAACGUGAUGCUCAGCUCGAGGAGAAACAUCGUCUCGAAAUGGAGGAGGAAAUGACACGUCAACAACAAGAACGUGACAAACUUAAUGAUGAAAUUGCACGAAAGGUGGAAAAUAAUGAGCUGAAAAAGAAUGUGCAGGGUAUAAAUGGGGAGAAGGCCGAGAAUCUGAUCUACACGGUAUUACGACAACGCCAUCUCAAGGAGGCUAUACAUUUAGAAGAUCAACUUGCCCGGGAGAUGGCCGCAGCGAAGAGACGCGCAAAGGCUGAGGUAGAACAGAGCCGUCAAAAAGAGCGGGAAAUGUUGUUACAGGCAUUUGAACAGGAAAUGAUGGACCUUGUAGCAAACUCUAAGGGAAUGAGUGAUGAGGAACUGGCUGCUAGAAAACAAGAUCUGAAGAGAGAGCAAAAGAAACAGAGACGUGACUUUGACAAGUUAACGCAACAACUUGUGGAGCAGGCCGAAAAAGAUAUAACGCCAAAAAUGGAGACGACCCAGACGCACCAGCGACUUGAACUGAAAGAAAAACAACUACAAGAGCUCUCGGACGCCAUGCAAACGUACAAUCCUAAGGACGAGAUAAAGAAGAAGUAUGCCGAGGAGGCCAGACUCGCCGCGUUGGAGGCGCAGAAAUUCAGGGACGAGGUGUUACGUAGAAUGCAGGAAGAGUUUGAUAGGAGGAAACGCGAGGAGGAGGAGCGAGAAGCUGAAAAGAAAAGAAAAAUGGAGGAGCAUUAUAAGAGAUUACAACAAGAGUUGGAGGAUGAACAGCGACUGGAAGAACAGAGAUUGAGAGAACGUGAAGAAGAGAAGAACAGAUUAAGACAGAAACAACUUGAAGAGAGAAAGAAGAAUGAAGAAGAAGAAAUAAGGAAGUCCAACUUGAGUGAGAGUGAGAAAGAGAAGUUGUUGAGAGAGCAUGAGGAGAACAUGAGAAAACUGAUGGACAAUUUCCAGGAGGAUCAACUCAGGUCCAAAUCGGCAUUAGCGGCAAAACUCGAGGCAAGAAAGAAGAAACGCCAUGGUGCUGAAUAUGCCAAACUUUCCAAACAAAUGCUAAUGGAAGAGAACGCAUUGCAGAGAAAGAACCUUGAAAACAAACAGCAGGAGAAUCAAUUAAUGGGAGCUAACUCCACAAAGACCGAUACUUCCGAUGUAUUAAUUGGCAACUUGCCAACAGGUGCAACAAGACCAGACAGCAGGCAACCAUCGUCAGGAUCUGGUUCAUCUGGUGGUCUCGGUGUGAAGUUGACCGGAAAUCAGGAACAAGACUGGGUCAAUAUGUUAAUGGCGUCACCUUUGUUCAAGCAGAUCAACGAUCUCGAGAAUAUGCUUGAAAAGUCAGACGCCUCUGACGAAAUGCUCAGACCUCAUGUCAAAGGUGCCGACUACAGUCGACCAUACAUUGAUGUCAAGGACGCCCAAUGGACGUGUAAAGGUGACCUUGUUCCGGUUGAUAUUACCCAGAUCUCCUCUAGUCAAUUUGUCGUUUACCGGUUUGGUGUAUUUGUGAUUAAAUUACUGCAUCAACAAAUAGGAACUCCCGAGGUUACCCUACUGUUAGCUUCCAACCUACCUCCCAACAACUACGAUCAUAAUGCAUUUAGAAAUUCUGUGUUUUAUGAACAUGCUAGGAAUAUAUUGUUUGUGCGUAAAGAGAGAAUUGACUCUAUUGGUGAAUUUGUUGUGCUUAUCUUACAUUCAAUGUCCCACAUCAAAUGUGGACAGAUGACGGACGAUGGAAACGCUCAGUUCUUGCGGCAGUUUUACAAGUGCCUCAAGGUCGUCUGCCAGGACAUGUUCUUCUCAAGGUCACAAGGUACAGCCACAGCACAGUCAUUGAUGGGUCAGCCAGCAACUACUAGUAGACCUGCCCUGGAACAAGCACUUGCUCCUCUUGCCAAGAAAACAGAUGAGAAAGAGAAUGUGAUUGGUGAAUUGGUAGAGAUGAAGAUAGAUGGACCAACCAGAGAAGAGUUCUCACCACAGCGCUUGAACCAGAGAAUUUAUGGUUAUGAAAAUAGAUCCGGCACUUCACGUUUACGGCAAUACUUGGCUUCCAAGGGUGGCUACCUAGCAACAUCAGAUUACCUGGCCAAUCGUAUGGCAGAAUUGAGAGGCACAGGUCCAGUUAGUGUAUCACGUCCUAGUCAACACAGGAGGCCACCUCCCCCAAUUUCAACUCAAAGGGACGUUGUUGACUCACAAUUAGUAGAUCUCCAAACCAAAAAUGACGCUUUGAACGAAGAGUUAUCAGAUAUUCUAAAAAUGGAGGCUGGAUUACGCGAGGGUAUCAGACAAAUGGACAAAGAUCCUGCACAAAGAGAGAACGUGUUGAGUGCACAAGAACAAUUAGAAACAACAUUGUUACGGAAGAACGACUUUUUGAAGAGAAUUUCCUCAAUGGAGGCAGACAUUUUGAAAAAAGAAAAGGAGCUUAGAUCAAGGAAAAAAUAAAAAUUUAAUCAUGUGAUUUAAAAGAAAACAAUAACAACAACAAUAAAUAAACAGUUAAAAAUAACUAUCAAAUAAGAGUUGUUUCUGAAUAAAUUCAUGUAGCAAAAAAUAUUUGUUCAAAUAAUGAAAGAAAAGUUGUUAAGUAAUGGGGCAGAAAUAUAUUGAUUUUCAGAUUUUAUUUUAACUGAACAUUAUAGAAUUUUCACGAUUUUAUUUUAAAUGAAAAUUAUAAGAAUAGAAAGUUUGCUACAGAACACUUUACUGAGCCCCUAUGUUAUAGUGGUUCAAAUGAAGUCCAAGGCGAAAAAAAACAACAAACUGAAUUGACAUAAAAAAAAAUGCCCCUGUGACCUUGGACAACCAAUUCUGGCGGGGUGAAGCCUCAAGGGCAUUGAUGACCCAAGGAUGCAUCUAGAAACUUUUGAGUAUAGAUAUAAUUCUCCCUUUAAUUAAUGACAAAACAGUUUUUUGACAACAUUUUUUAUUAUAAAAUUUUGUAAAUGAAAUGAUGAGUGGAGGAAAUAAGUGAAAUAAUGAGAGAGAAAAAAAAUGAAAAUAAGGAUCCAGUAAUUUGAUACGACAAGUGUGGGAAAUUUCUAAGCGGCUACUGAACUGUGAUACAUUAUUAUGUGAAUUAUUUAUACCAUACAUCCUUCUGUGUUACGAUUAUUGUGUUACAAAUGUUAUUAUUGACGAGAAAAAAACAGAACAGUUCAUUAUUGUUAUUGUGUGUUACUGCUGAACUAUGUUGUUAGGCUGCAUUUUGUACAUUCUUGUAUCAAAUUACUAUUAUUUUGGAUAUUUAAUUUAUAGAUGCAUUCAAUCAGCAUACAAUUUUGAUACAUUUCUUCUUUAAUGCAUGAAAAUUAUAAAAUCAUUAUUUAAUGAACACAUUAAAUUUUUUAGUACAAGUGUACUUAAAUGAAUUUGAGGCUUUACCCCUUUUUUAUACAAAUUGUUUUGGACAUAUCAAAUAUUGUUUAUAUAUUUUUUUUUAUAUUUCUUUGGCAUUUUAUUUUUGGCAUAUAUUUAAUGUAAUUGAUUUGAUUUUUUAUAAGGCAACAUUCAAGUAUUAAAAAAUAUAAUUGUGAUAGUUUAAAAAUAUCAAGUUAAACAAUUAAAAAUCAAUGGGCAAAAUGUAUAUAGAAAUCAUGCAUUACAAACUCCAUUAACAAAUUGUUCUUUUCUGUGUCACUUUUACAAUAAUUUUUCUGUUCUUUUUUAUCGUAUUUGCCAUAUUUUGAAAUGUCUGCUCAUUGUAAUUUAUUGAUAUACAUGUACAUUCUGUCCUAUUUGAUACAUUACUUUACAUUGUAUUUUGUCUUAUGUCAUACAUUAGUGUACAUUCCGUCCAAUGUCAUACAUUAGUGUGCAUUCUGUCCAAUGACAUGUAAUUGUUCAUGCUUUUGUUAAUCUUCAAUACAGCUUUACAUUCCUAUUGUUCCAUUUAUGUAUGUUUAAACGUAUGAAAAUGUCCUCCUCCAGUCUAGUAUAUUACUGCACACACACACAUGCACACAUCCGCUUUCCAUCCAAAUUCUUCAAUAUAUACUAGAACAUAAAGUAAUAUGUGUACAUUACAUGUAUGUAGCUUCAUUACCAAUUUACAUUCCGUCCAAUUACUGAAUAUGAUAUGAAAGAACCUCACUUUUAUCUUCUUCUUUAUAAAUAAGAGGUGUUAAAUCCAAUGAAAUUCAUGGUUUAAUAUACAUUCCAUCGAAACCAAUAAAUUUAUAUUUAUGUCACCAUGUAGUGGUAAAAUCAAAUAAAUUUCAUGGAGUCAUAUGUAUUAAGUUAAAACUUGUUAAUUAAUAAACAUGUAGUUGUUAAAGGGGUUAAUUUUAAGUCAUUUUGUCAUGAUUAAUUUUUUAAAAUUUCUGUACCAACUUCACAAUUGUAUUGGAAAUGAAAAAAUAAUGUAUCAGUGUAUCUAUAUAUGAUAAUAUUAACAUGAUAACUGUUGCAAUUGUUAGCAUUUGUUUAUUUAUCAAUUUCUGCACUUUAGCAUUUGUUUAUUAAUCAAUUUCUGCAAUUUUUGUGCGUUGUGAGUUAUUGCAUUUAAUUUGUUUAUAAUAGAUAGUCUAUUUAGACAACUUUUGUAAACUUAAAAUGAUUUAGUCAAGUUAAUCAAAUUCAUGUAUAAAUAAACGAUUUUGUGCAAAAUAUAUAAUUUUUUAGAAGGGUUUUGCUUGCAAUAAUAACAUUUAUUUAUAAAUCAAAAGUUACUGCAUUUUUUUUUUCGAAUCAAAAUUUGCUUUAAAUCAAACAUGUCUUUCAGUCAUUCUUUGUUUUAUUUUUCAUAAUUGUACAUGUUGCCAUGGUAACACUCUUCGUUCUUUGUAUUCCUUUUUAUUUGAAAAUGCACAAUUUUUAUGAAAUUUUGCCUUUUGAUAUGAAAUAUAUACUUCAAAUGAAGGUAUGAAUUGAAUUAUUUCCUUUAAAUUAAAAAUAAAAAUGCUGUUUUUUUUUUCUUUUAUAGAAAGUUAUUUUAACAUAGUAUAGCCAGUUAUAGAAAUAUUUAUUAUUAUCAUGUAGAUAAAGGAAUAUAAAGAUAAAAAAAAUCUUUAAUAAUUUAUGAUUUUUUAAUACUGUAUGAAAUCUUUUAAACUGUAAGAAAUCGUAAAACGUAAAAAAAAUCCUAUGUAAAAAAAUCAUAUUAGAAAAUCUCAAAUGAUACUGCACUGGUUUCAAGUAUCCAUUGUUUAAACACCAGAUAACCAAGCAAAUUGUUAGGUUUUUAUGGCAAUUAUCUAUGCAUAAUAACUUAUUUAUUAUCCACCUGGACUUUAACUUGUCUCUUCUCAUGAUUAUAUUAUGUGCUUUGUAUAGUUUAGUUCAAUUUCACAACUCAUAUUUUCUACAUUUUUGCCCAUUGUUUUUAUGAAGAUGAAUAAUAUAUUUUAUGUACUUGAUUGUAAGAGCAAUAAGUUUAUAUUAUAUUGAAAUUUUAAUUUAUUUUUCUGUUAAUAAAACAUUCAAAAUUC
This is a messenger RNA of Ruditapes philippinarum (Manila clam), 33324 nucleotides long. RefSeq lists its product as uncharacterized. Lineage: Eukaryota; Metazoa; Mollusca; Bivalvia; Venerida; Veneridae. The record is from RefSeq and is a predicted model, not a curated record. Gene Ontology annotation, cellular component: extracellular region. Gene Ontology annotation, molecular function: protein binding; chitin binding.